UUUUCCCACAAAUGUACCAGGUUUGACGAAGCUGGAGCUGGCUUGUUAUUCGUCAGCUUCUCAUUCGAAUUUCCCGUUCCACCUUAAAUAUUGCAGCAGUCACUGAACGAAACCGCUGCACCAUUUGAGGGCUAUCGGAAAAUUCGAGUAAGAACUGGCACACAAGAAGCCAGUUCCAGCUUUGUCCGAGUUAGCAUGAAGUGUGGAGAAAGGCUGCGUUCGUUUUGCUACAUUUGUUCUAGAAAACGUUUUGUAGUGUGUCUCACACUGGAGGAGAAGUGACCGCAGGCAGAGGUGGACCAUCGCCUCAUGGACAGAAGCUCCCAGCAGGAGGAGCAGGAAGAGGAGCUGUUCAGCCUCCGGAGAAACAGCAACUCGCGGAGGGGAAGUUCAGGAGCGGAGAGACUGUGGACGGAGUUAGUAAGAGCAGCUGCAGGAGAUGGAGGGACAGCUGAAGCCUCGAUACUGGAGGCAAUUCAGAGGAUAAAAGAGUCAGAAAAAAACACCGACAAGGAAGAAACCAGAUUGGCUGAAGUGGAAAAAAUACUGAAGAAUAUAAUCAGCAUGUCCAGAAAGUAUUCACAGUCCGAGGCAGCUCUCACAUUUUUUCAGACAUCCUCCCUUGACUCUGUCCAGCCCUUCUACCAGAGUCCCAUCACAGAGGAAGAUAUAUGGCGGUCUAAUGGAUUCUGCUUGGCCAAUACUGAAACUAUACUUUAUGAUGCAUAUUUAUCAAAGGAACGAGAAAAAUCAUGUUCUCUUCUUUCUGCAAGGUACAGCUCUCAGGUUUUGACAAGGACACAUACACGACAAGAGGAUGGACUCAACUGUAAUGAAGAACCUGUGACUUUGAACUCUGCUGAAACUGGCAUUCAGGAGCUAAAUGUUACUGCCACUAGACCACAAUGUUAUGUUAACUACAUGUCCUUCCUCGAGGUAGAAGUUUGUGAGACAGACAUACUGGAAUAAGACAGUCAUGCUGGAGCAUAAAAUGCCAUGUUCCAAAAAAAAAAAAGGAUGGUCUUUCUUCUAUCAUUGCCACAUUGCUCUUUAUUAAGGAUGGGAGAAUACUAACUCAGGAUGUUACAGAAGUGCUUUAUUUUCUGUAAUUUUAUAGGGUCAGUAAUGACCACAUCGUCUCAAAUUCAUGUAACAAUUCAGAAAGUGCUUAACAUUUGGUAGGAUAACAUUGUAAAAAUCUUUGUAAAAUACAGGGACUUUGUUGUUGUAUUUUGAGUUUAAUAAGACACUCGUUUUCAAUGGGAGACAGUUCUGGACACUGGGGGGGCAAAUCUAGCACCUGCUCUUUCUGAUUACAUUGCCAUGCUGUUGUAACACAUGCUGAAUUUUUCUUGGUGUUGUCAUGUUGAAGUAAGCAUGGAUGUCCCUGGAAAAGAUGUAAAAGGCAGCAUAUGUUGCUCCAAGGUCUUGGGCAUUCAGUUGUAUUUUGUGGCCUUUUCCUUUAUGCACAGAGAUUUCUCCGAAUUCCAUAAAUCAUUUGAUGAUAUUAUGCACUGUAGUGGGUGAAAUACCUAAAAUCCUUGCAGUUGCUUGCUGAGGAAAAUUGAUGAAACUGAUGGAUUUUGGCGAGAGUUGACCCAUCCUUGCUCAUAAAGCACUAGGCCUUUCCUGGAUGCUUCUUCUAUAGUCAAGCAUAAUUUUUUCACUUGUUUAAGUUUUUUUUUAACAUUUCCCAUUGUUCCUAGUCUUAAAUUACCCAUUUACCAACUUUUUCUGAAACAUGUUGCAGGCAUCAAUGUCAGAAUGAGCAUAUGAGCACAUAAAAAACAAUGAAGCUGAGGAGGUAA
This is a messenger RNA of Colossoma macropomum (tambaqui), 1808 nucleotides long. RefSeq names its product PX domain-containing protein 1-like. The record is from RefSeq and is a predicted model, not a curated record. Gene Ontology annotation, molecular function: phosphatidylinositol binding. The coding region runs from base 310 to 969 and encodes 219 amino acids. The transcript is spliced from 6 exons. NCBI's taxonomy places the organism in Eukaryota, Metazoa, Chordata, Actinopteri, Characiformes, Serrasalmidae.